Molecule: messenger RNA, 1283 nt
Organism: Cryptomeria japonica (Japanese cedar)
Lineage: Eukaryota; Viridiplantae; Streptophyta; Pinopsida; Cupressales; Cupressaceae
Exons: 4
Coding region: 207-1283 (358 amino acids)
Source: RefSeq, a predicted model, not a curated record
UAUUGAAUGAAAUUAAAAAAAAUGAGCGAACUGUCAUAUUGAAUGAAAUUAAAAAAAAUGAGCGAACUAUCAUAGAAUUAAAGUGCAGGCAGUGCAGGCAGUGCAUGAGUUAUUCAGCAUGCAUAUUUGUUUUUUUUCUGCAGAUCGUUGAAUGAUUCAAUAAAUGUUAAAGUGUUCAGUUGUCACUUUAUACAUAAAAGUAUAUCAUGAAUAGUGUGAAGCAUGAACAACAAUCUUCAAGGCCCUCAAGAUCCCAUCCGGAUGACAUCAAAACAUCUCAUCAUAAAGAUGGGGCAAAAGGCUCUGAGCUCUGGACAGAUGGGCUACUCUGUGCUUAUGAGCUUUUGUCUGGGAAUAAGAAAAAAAGUAGAGAUAGGUUGCGUUCUAAAAAUCAAAUAGCACCAGAGAAAAUUGCUCAAGAUAUAACUAGGAUCAGACAGUCUGAUCCAAAUAACUUGUCUAAAACCAAUUUAAGCAGGGAUUCAAAACUAGAGGAGACUACUAUUGUUUCAACCGAUAGGGAAGAUCCACAACCAAGUUUACUAAAUAUUGAAGAAACAGCUGGAAAUAAAGGCAUGGUGAUGCCGAGGGAAAGCCAAAUUGCAAGAAAGAACAGAAAUGUGGAUACAUUUCAAGAAUGCUCUUGGGUCCCAAUUGGAUGGUCAAGACUAUUGGAACUUGUCCAGAUGGUUCAAGUUGACACAGAAUGGACUUCUCAGCCAAUAGAAUACAUUGAAGAAGAGGAUACUCGUACUGUUGCCGAUGUUGCAGCUCCAUACUGGCAGAGACCAGCUGGGCCAACUUGGUGGUGCCAUGUAAUGGUAGGGCAUCCAAAAAUUGAUUCCUGGUUAAAGAACUCUCAGUGGCUGCAUCCUAAAAUCAGUACUGCUCUAAGACAUGAAAACCAAUUAAUUAGCGAGAGAAUGAAGCACCUAUUAUAUGAGGUUCCAGUGCGUGUUGCUGGAGGACUAUUGUUUGAAUUGCUAGGACAGACAGUAGGUGACCCUCAAAUUGAGGAAGAUGACAUUCCUAUAGUACUUAGAUCUUGGCAGGCUCAGAACUUUCUAGUCACAGCUUUGCAUGUCAAAGGAACAGUGCCAUAUUUAAAUGUUCUUGGAAUUAUCGAAGUUCAGGAUCUUCUUCUAGCUGGAGGUGCCACAGCUCCCAAAACAGCACAUGAACUGAUUGCAAAUUUAGCUUCUCGUCUUGCAAGAUGGGAUGAUAGGUGCUUUUCAUUAUUUUUUUUUAAAAAUUCAGAAUUUCACUUAUACAUUUCUAGAUAA